AUGACACUCUAUUACAGUUUGGUUUUUAUUCUCCUCGUCGCCGAGAUGGCACUUUUCAUGCUGUUGAUUGUUCCAUUGCCUUUUACUAUCCGCCGCAAAAUGUUCACGUUCAUAUCUGAAAGUCCAAUCGUUGCGAAGUUUCAAUACGCAAUGAAAAUAACAUUUAUUUUUAUACUUAUUCUAUUUCUCGACAGUGUUAAUCGAGUCUAUCGGGUACAGCUCGAAUUAGCCGAAUCUAACAAAAGCCAGGGAUCGCCUGUGCUUGGUCAUGAGCGUAUGGAAGUACAAGCACGAAAGUUUUAUUCCCAGCGCAAUAUGUACCUCUGCGGAUUCACGCUAUUUCUUUCUCUGAUUCUUAACCGCACAUAUACUAUGAUUUUAGAUGUGUUACGUCUCGAAGAAAAGGUCAAGAAGUAUGAAGGUAAUCCAAAGGCAGGUGGAAAAGAUAGCCAGAAACUUGCCAACGCCGGCGAUGCUGGUGAAAUAGGAAAACUCCGCAAGGAACUAGCUGAAAAGCAGAGGGACUUUGAUGUAUUAAAAUCUCAAAGUGAAGGUCUUAGUAGGGAGUAUAAUAAGUUGUGUGACCUGUAUGGUGAGAAAAACAACGCUGAUCCCAUUCGCAAAAAGGAUAAAUAA
Molecule: messenger RNA, 636 nt
Organism: Blumeria graminis f. sp. triticale
Lineage: Eukaryota; Fungi; Ascomycota; Leotiomycetes; Helotiales; Erysiphaceae
Source: the annotation of a GenBank genome assembly